AAGUCCAAUUGUCCCACAACCGACAAACAUGUAACUCCCAAAAAAGCCAAGACCUUUGCUUUCUAGCCAUGGCCAUGGCUUCUACGAGCUCUCUCCCUCACUCUCUACAUUCUUCGCCUUCUACUUCUUCUGCAAACUAUGUUCUUCUAAGCAAACCACUCUCCCCAAAACGCCUCCGUUUUGGUUCGGCAAAUCCCCGUCACACCAAAAGCUUUGCUCUGAGAGCAGCUGCGGACGAGGUCUCUUUUGUCGAGCCGCCGCCGCCACCUCCGCCGUCUUCCGGAAGUAAACCCGCGCCCAACCCUGAACUCUUAGCGUCUUUGAAGCUCAAGCUAUUGAGUGCUGUUUCUGGGUUAAAUAGAGGCCUUGCAGCAUUGCGAGAGGAUCUACAAAAGGCAGAUGCUGCUGCCAAGGAGAUUGAAGCUGCUGGAGGUCCAGUGGAUCUCUCAGCUGAUCUUGAUAAACUGCAGGGGAGAUGGAAACUGAUAUAUAGCAGUGCAUUUUCUUCUCGUACUCUAGGUGGGAGCCGUCCUGGACCUCCCACUGGAAGGCUACUCCCGAUUACUUUAGGCCAGGUAUUUCAACGGAUUGACAUCUUCAGCAAAGACUUUGAUAACAUAGUGGAGCUUGAACUAGGUGUUCCAUGGCCCCUGCCUCCCGUUGACGCAACUGCCACUUUGGCCCACAAAUUUGAGCUCAUAGGAUCUGCCAGGGUUAAAAUUGUAUUCGAGAAAACUACUGUAAAGACUACUGGAACCUUAUCGCAACUUCCUCCAUUAGAGUUACCUCAGUUACCAGAAGGACUAAGACCUCCGUCUAACCGAGGAAGUGGUGAAUUUGACGUUACCUACCUUGACGCAGAUACCCGCAUCACCAGAGGAGAUAGAGACGAGCUGAGGGUAUUUGUGAUUUCAUAGUGUCUUGAUGGAUGGAAGUUCUGGUGUUCAACAAGAAACAUGACACGGCCCAA
This is a messenger RNA of Pyrus x bretschneideri (Chinese white pear), 970 nucleotides long. Its product is annotated as plastid-lipid-associated protein 6, chloroplastic. Bases 69 to 917 code for a protein of 282 amino acids. The record is from RefSeq and is a predicted model, not a curated record. The transcript has 5 exons. NCBI's taxonomy places the organism in Eukaryota, Viridiplantae, Streptophyta, Magnoliopsida, Rosales, Rosaceae.